Saccostrea cuccullata (small rock oyster) is the source of this 1645-nucleotide messenger RNA. Its product is annotated as intraflagellar transport protein 52 homolog. NCBI's taxonomy places the organism in Eukaryota, Metazoa, Mollusca, Bivalvia, Ostreida, Ostreidae. The record is from RefSeq and is a predicted model, not a curated record. Gene Ontology annotation, biological process: cilium assembly; intraciliary transport. The coding region runs from base 17 to 1348 and encodes 443 amino acids. Gene Ontology annotation, cellular component: intraciliary transport particle B; centriole; cilium. The transcript is spliced from 13 exons.
CGCAAAUAGUUUUGAUAUGGCGCCGACAACAGAGGGCAUGGAUGAAAAAGCUCAAAGAAAUGUCAUUAUAUUCAAUCAAUCUAGAAGUGAGGUGUUCUCUCCUAAUAAUGGAUUGAAAUCAUUAAACAGAAAGCUACGUUCAACAUGGAAGAUUCAGAGCAACAAAUCCGAGAUAACUUCAGAGACAUUAUCAUCAGCUAGUAUAUUUGUUUUAAGUGGUAGCAGAGAAAAAUUCACAGGCUCGGAGUUGGAGUCUAUAAAGCGGUACAUUGAUGGGGGAGGGAGUGUCUUAGUUCUCCUGGGUGAAGGAGGAGAAACACGGUUUGAAACCAACAUUAAUUUUCUUUUGGAGGAAUAUGGAAUCAUGGUAAACAAUGAUGCAGUAGUGAGGACUUCAUAUUACAAGUAUUUUCACCCUAAAGAGGCACUAAUUGCUAAUGGUGUUUUAAACAGGGCAGUUAGCCAGGCUGCAGGGAAGACCUUCUCUAUGGAUGAAGAUGGGAACAAUGCUCAGGCCCUGUCUUUCCUGUACCCCUACGGAGCCACCCUGAAUGUGAUGAAGCCUGCUACAGCUCUCCUGUCUACUGGCUCUGUAUCCUUCCCUCUCAACAGACCAGUCUGUGCUCUCUAUGAAAACAGGAACCGUGGAAAAUUGGUAGUGCUGGGGUCUGUCCAUAUGUUUAGUGACCAAUACAUAGACAAAGAAGAGAACAGCAAAGUUCUGGAUGUUCUGAUUCGAGCUUUGACUUCAGAUGAAAUAAAACUGAAUCCUAUUGAUGCUGAGGACCCCGAGAUCUCAGACUACAACAUGCUGCCGGAUGUUGCUAAGUUAGCCGGACAGUUAAAGACAUGUCUACAGGAGAGUGACGACGUACCGAGGGACAUCACAAUGCUGUUUGACAACUCCUUAUUUAAACUGGACACAAGUCUAGUUCCUAAAGCCAUCAAGGCCUUUGAACAGCUGAAUGUGAAGCAUGAACCCCUCACCCUAAUAACCCCUCAGUUUGAAACCCCCCUACCCCCACUACAGCCAGCAGUGUUCCCCCCUCAGUUUAGGGAAUUGGAGCCUCCCAAACUAGACCUGUUUGAUCUUGACGAGCAGUUCUCUUCAGAAAAAGUUAGGAUCGCUCAGCAAACAAACAAGUGUACAGAUGAUGAUUUGGAGUACUACGUCAGAGAAUGUGGUGACAUCCUUGGGGUUACCUCUAAUUUACCACAGGACUCGAGAGAUGCUAAACAUGUGUUAGAAUACAUUUUCACUCAGGUUGUGGAAUUCAAGAAAUUAAAUCAGGAGCAGGAUUACGACACGACUCAGUUUGGAGGAGGGGGAGGCUACGAUCAAUAUUAAUACUUACCGGUAAAUCGAUGUGACAUGGCAUGAGUGACUAUAUUUAUAAGAUGACAUUUCGGCUCCGUCCCCUGCUGUUGUGUUGACUAUCUGUGAUAAAUUGGUUGUGUUAUUUUGUGCUACAAUCCACAAAAUUUAGAUCUGACAGUUUAAUUUAUUCUUGUGCUCUAGAAUAUACUGAAGACUAGAAUAUUUUCAAAUUUUCAUUUAACUACAUUAGUAGUUUGUGAGAACAAUUGAUAGAAUUAUGACUUUAAAUUUCAUCAAGACUCGUGCAAGUAAAUAAAAUUAAGUCUC